AUGCCUCUGGUCGAAACCAUAAGGGCAAUCCACGCCCUGACCCGGGACCGGGAUAACGCGUAUCACGCGAAUAAUGAAAAGCUGGCCAUCCGACUUGGUGAUGUGUUCGCCCGCACGUGGGAUCUGGGAUUCACAGCCUUUGGCGGACCUCCUGUCCACUUUCAGAUUUUGCACCGACGGUUCGUGGAAGGGCGGGGUGGUUUGACGCCCUGGAUUGACGAGCAGACGUAUCAAGAACUGUUCGCAUUAUGUCAAGCUCUUCCAGGCCCGGCCAGUACAAAGAUGGUCUUUUGCAUGGCCAUGAUCCAUGCGGGCUUCAUCCCGGCGAUUGCUGUGUUCUUGCUGUGGAGCUUACCGGGGGCUAUUGGAAUGUUUGGUCUGUCGCUGGGAGUACAACGCCUUAGCACCGUCUUGCCAAGUGCCGUAUACGCCUUGUUAUCAGGAUUGAAUGCCUCUACGGUGGGAAUCGUGGCUCUUGCGGCAGUCCAGCUCGCGGACAAGGCCAUCAAAGACAGACUGUCGAGAAUCCUAGUGAUCUUCGGUGCAUGUGCAGGCCUCUGUUACAAUGCUCUAUGGUAUUUUCCGAUGCUCAUUGCUGUGGGAGGAAUCCUGACCGCGGUUUGGGAUGUGUGGCUUCGACAAGCGGUGGCUCGGAUGGUGAGGAAAUGGAAGAGAAGUAGAGAAUCUCCAACUUCGCCGGAAGAGGCUGCUGGCACCGAUGAUUCCCAGAGCAUUGAGCUUGGUGGCCAGAGGCAGGAUGGCGCCGCUGCCGGCGGCUCAUCAAAUGGUUUGCAGAGAAGAGUCGGGGCCGCGGUUGCGCCUACGGCGGAAACAAAUCUGCACCAGCAGCAGCAGAAUAUCCCGGCGAGAGUGCCCGCGGCAAACGAACCCGGUCCCCUCGUGGCAACAGCCUCCACCGACAUGCGGUCGCACGGGAUUUCCAUUCGUGCAGGUGUGAUUAUAAUAUCUCUGUUUUUCGCAUCAUUCGCCGCAAUCCUAGCUACCCGAGGCCUCUUACACCGGGUGCCCCGGCCGCUUGAUCUGUUCGCCAACAUGUAUCUUGCCGGCACAAUUAUCUUUGGCGGAGGGCCGGUGGUGAUUCCCUUGCUUCGCGAAUAUGUGGUUCAGCCAGGUUGGGUAUCGUCCAGGGAUUUCCUAAUCGGCCUGGCUAUCAUCCAGGCUCUCCCAGGCCCAAACUUCAAUUUCGCCGUCUAUCUGGGUGCUUUGGCGGUCUUGGGAACAGGUCAGCCUACGAUACUUGGAGCGCUGGUGGGAUAUAUUGCCAUCUUCUUGCCGGGCAUCACGCUGGCGAUCGGGGUUCAGAGCCUGUGGCGAGUGUUGCGUACCAAACCUAUGUUUGUGAGCUUGCUCAGAGGCAUCAAUGCGACUGCUGUCGGACUGGUGUUUACGGCAGUAUAUCGUCUUUGGGAGAUUGGCUACUUGACACCGCAGGCUAAUCAGGGUCAGAGCCUGGCGAAGGAGCCGUGGUGGGUUGUCGUCGCGGUGUUGACUUAUGCCGAGUCUGCUUGGUUCAAUGUUGCUCCAGCACCCGCCAUCGUCCUCGGUGGCGUGCUUGGUCUAGCGUGGUAUGGAGCUGUGGGAAGAGAUCAAUUCUGA
This is a messenger RNA of Exophiala dermatitidis NIH/UT8656, 1617 nucleotides long. RefSeq names its product chromate transporter. Gene Ontology annotation, biological process: chromate transport. The transcript has 5 exons. Gene Ontology annotation, molecular function: chromate transmembrane transporter activity. The record is from RefSeq and is a predicted model, not a curated record. Lineage: Eukaryota; Fungi; Ascomycota; Eurotiomycetes; Chaetothyriales; Herpotrichiellaceae. Bases 1 to 1617 code for a protein of 538 amino acids.